This is a messenger RNA of Cladocopium goreaui, 1641 nucleotides long. Lineage: Eukaryota; Dinophyceae; Suessiales; Symbiodiniaceae. The record is from the annotation of a GenBank genome assembly.
AUGAAGGCCUGGAAAUCCCCUGUGGUGUUGCGGCUUCUCUGCGUGUUAGCCCUGGCGUAUGUCAUCCGCCGCAGUCUCUCGUGGGUUUCCUUACCGCGUUUCUGUGGAUACCUGGAGUGGCUAUGGCCUGGAACCAAUGUGGGUGCCAUCGCCAGCCAAUCCGUGGUCUUGGUGAGGGCUAUGGACCUUUGGAGGCCAUGGGCAAGGUCCCAUGGAUCAGGUUUUGUUUGGGACGCUGAUGGACAUAUCGUGACCAACAGCCAUGUGGUGCAGAUGUCCUCGCUCUUAGCUGUGCACUUCGCCGAUGGCGGCGCUUGCCGGGCGCAGGUGGUGGCCACAUCUGAACGGUGCGAUGUGGCGCUAUUGAAGCUGAAAAACAGCAGCUGCUCUGGGCCUUCUGGGACUGCCUUUGAACUGCCAAAACCGUUGCCACUGUCCAAAUCUUCACCAAGACUGGGUGAAGAAGUGAUGGCCGUGGGGCAUCCGGGCAAUUGGGCCUGGCUGGUGGGUGUAGGUUCCGUCACCGGUGUGGGACGUGAGAGCUCCCGGGCGGUGCAGAAGUGGCUGGCCCUGCAGGAUUUCCAGCGGCGCUGCGCGGUGAAUGGCAUGGUCUUUGCCUCGGUGCCUGCAGGGCCCGGCAGCAGUGGUGGGCCGUUGAUCAAUCGACGCGGCGAAGUCAUUGGCAUCACCACUUGGCAGUUCCAAAGCACGCCGCUGUUGACGGCUGCUGUAAGCACUUCCACACUUCAGGUCAUCUUGCCACAGUUGAGGGAUGAACACGGCGCCAAAGCCUCCAGCAUUGGCAUCGAAGAGCAUUUGGGGGCAGCCAAGUUGGUAUGGCCCCUGUCCACCAAUGCAGGUUUGGGCGUGUCCUCCCAAGGUGUCAGGCUCUGGUGGCCCUCCAUUUCCACCAGGGGACUCUGGUGGUUGGAUGAAAUUGUGGCGGUCAACACCACGGAGGUGCGUUCCGUGGCAGAUGUCUUGGAGGUUGUGCAGCAGGCACCACUGGGAUCCAAGCUGCAGUUGGAACUAAAGCGUUUUGGGAUGAAACGAAAGGCCACCGCGGAGGUGAAAUGUGCGCCGUCGCGGAAACGCUGGGGGCGAAGGCUGUUGCACCUGACCAUUCGAACACUGGCAACGGCGCAGGUGGUGUUAGGGAUGCAUGACUUCGCGCGGACCCUACAGAAGGAUGCGAAGGCCGUCCUUUCAACGAUGCAGCAGAUGAACAAAUGCAAUUUCUUCAAUGAUACUUUUAGAGAUGACAAUCUGAAGCAGAUGGUCCUGGCCACGUCACGUUUUUUGGUGAAGGCAGAUAGCCUUAAGAAUCUGUGUUUUCCGCCAAAGUAUGCUGCGAAAUGUGCAAUCCCUCAAGUGGCAAAGAAGAAAACAUGGAAGAAGGUGAAACUGUUCGAUAUUUGCCGAUUGAAAUGCAAUGCUCAUUCUGUGGAGACAUCCUCUUUCUGCUGCAUGCACAUGGGCAAAGCAGGCACUUGUCACAUGAUUUGGGGCAGCAAUAGCACGGUCCCUGCUACACUCUCUGAAAGAGUGACUUCGACAAUUUGCCGACCCAUGCCGAUACUGGACAUCAUAGGAGAGAUGAGGAUGCUAAUGGCCUUGGCCCUUUCAGUCCUUCGAGAUUGA